AUGCGUGUCCUCGCAGCAUACUGGAAGAGUAAAUUCAAAAUUACUGCUCCAGGACUUCGCAAAAAUGGAUACCGCCCCAUGACCCAGCUCCAGACCCAGAUAGCUGCUUUUAAUCAUAGCAAGGAAGAUUCGGGACAAUUCGGAGAGAGGAUCGACGGCGUUGAAGAGUUUCGAAAGGCUGCCGAACGCAUGGAAGGCUCGCGUGACGUCGGGGCCCAGCUAUUCACGGCGUUACUUCGUGCGCUUUCAAUUGAAGCUCGACUCGUAGCUAGCUUACAGCCUUUAGGCUUCGGUUGGACCAAAGCAGAGUCAUACACCGCUCCCAAGUCGAAAGAAAAACCGCAAGCCACAGGGAACCCAGAAACCGACGACGAAAGCUCUGCUACUCGCGACGAAGAUGAGAAGGACGAAGAAGAGGCCAAGCCAUCUCGUGGGCGCAAGAAUACUCCGCGAUACGACCAUGACCUCCCUUUUCCUAUCUACUGGACAGAGGUGAUUUGCUACGUCGUUGCCUUCUCAGCCGAUAAAAGCGCCAAAGAUGUUACCACUCGGUACCUCCGCCGACGGACAUGGCCUGGAAAGACCAAAGGAUUUCGACUUGGGAAGAAGGGCCCUGAUGACGACCCCUCGGAUUGGUUUCGUGCUCUUAUGCGUGUCUACGCACGGCCGUACAAAGACCGCACCGCCGUUGAUGAUAUUGAAGAUGCUAAAGACCUGACUCCAAACCGACCUACCAAGAGCAAACCCACCACCGAGACCGUUGAUACCCUUCAAAGUUUACGAACAUCCACCGAGUUCGUCUUAGAACGGUUUCUCCGCCGUGAAGAAGCUCUCCGACCAGGCUCUCAACCCGUUCGCACCUUUACCCCUGGUGGGAAGAACAAAGCAAAGGCCAAGGGCACUGAAACCCCCCAGACAGAAAACGUCUACCGCCGCUCCGACAUCGUCAAAUGCCAAUCCGCCGAAAGCUGGCAUAAGGAAGGCCGCGAACCCCGCGAAUCCGAAAUCCCACUCAAACGCGUCCCCAUCCGCGCCGUAACCCUCCUCCGUAAACGCGAGGUCGACGAGCAAGCCCGACUGACGGGACAAAAACCCCUCCAAGGACUGUAUUCUAUUGAACAAACCCAGGAAAUCAUUCCGCCGCCGAUCGUCGAUGGCAUUAUUCCAAAGAACGACUACGGCAACAUCGACUGCUUCGUCCCGCGCAUGGUCCCCGAGGGUGCCGUACACAUUCCAUUCCCCGGGACCGCGCGCGUCUGCAAGAAGCUAGGUAUUGAUUACGCCGAGGCCGUCACGGGAUUUGAAUUUGGCUCACAGAUGGCUGUCCCCGUCAUCCAGGGCGUCGUCGUCGCAAUCGAGAAUAAGGAUCUCGUCAAGGACGCCUGGCGCGCCGAGAAUGAAGAAAAACGCAAGAAAGAGCAGCGCAAAGCUGAAGCUAAAAUCCUCCAGACAUGGCGCAAGUUCUUAUUCGGGUUGCGCAUUGCUCAACGCGUGCAAGAGGAGUAUGCCCAAGAUGAAACCCAUUACUUGCCUGACGCUCAUAACCCAUUUGCGAGCCGGAGAAUGCCAACUCAAGCUAAGACUCAGACGCCGACGGAGCAUCCCGCUGGACUGGUCGAUGAGGACGAAGGGCAGCGCCAGGAGUACGACGUUGACCGUGGCGGCGGGUUCCUCCUUGGUGGCCAUGACGACAACGAUACUGGAGAUUUGGUAGUAGAAGAGAGACAGCCUCCCCUCAGGCGGCGUCCGAACAUCUCUCGAGAUGAGUCUCCUAUUCCUUCUGUAGACGAAGAGCCGGAGCCUUCUUUGGAGUCUAGCGAGGAGGAUUCGCCUCCGCCGCAAAAGCGCAGGCGCACUCGGAACACGAAUCGGCGUGAAUAA
Aspergillus calidoustus is the source of this 1881-nucleotide messenger RNA. The record is from the annotation of a GenBank genome assembly. NCBI's taxonomy places the organism in Eukaryota, Fungi, Ascomycota, Eurotiomycetes, Eurotiales, Aspergillaceae.